AUGCCGCGGGUGAAACAGCGCGUGCCCACGCGCGUGCGCUCCAGCGCGUCGGACGUCGACCCCGUGGACGUCGGAAAAGGCACCGCGCGCGCGCGGAAGCGACAGCGGGGAGCGGCGAGCGCACAGAGGGCGAGCGAAGGAUGCCACGGCGAUGGAUUCAUCGAGCUCGUGGACGCGACGGGAAAGGACGACGCGCUCGUUUUUAGCGUGCCCGUGCCGUCGCGAAGUGAUGUGGAGUCGUGUAGAAGUCCUGGUGACGCGAGUGUGACGGGAAGGAUCAAGGUGGAGACGUUGGGGCGGUGUGGAUUAGACGUCGCGCGCCUGCAGCGGGCGAAGUGGACGCGGUGCAAGGCGAGCGCGGAUAAGCGGUCGUUGGAGGUGUUCGUGACCGAUGUGGCGUUCGAUGAUUGUUCGAGGGUUCUUCUCGCGGACGAAGGUCUCGGGACGGUGCACGCUGAUUUGAAGAGGAAUUGUGGGGCGCUCGCGCGCGCGCACGCGGCGAGCUCGGAGAAGGCGGAAAGUCGCGGCGCGAGCGGAAUAGGAUUAGAUUUAAACGCGCUCUUCGAUGCGGUGAAACCGAACGCGGAAACGUGUCCGGAGUUUGAGGUGAUGAAUGACGUUUUGCUGCCUACGCCGAGGGGUUACCAGAAGCAGGCGUGCGCUUGGAUGAUGGCGCGCGAGGGUGCCGUGAACGCUCCUACUGGCGCACUGGACGCCAAGCGCGGCGGCGCAAUCGACGCCGAGGCGCUGCAUCCCAUAUGGCACGAACUCCCAAACGGUGGUGGGUACAUCAAUCGACAUCUGGGGAUCGUCUCUAAGAGGCGCUUUUGCGCAAACUUCGAGAGCGUGAGCGGUGGAAUCUUAGCGGACGAGAUGGGUCUCGGGAAGACUGUCGAGGUCAUCAUGCUCGUCUUGGCAAAUCCUGAGCCCGAGCGCUUGAAGCGACGCAACGUCGAGAUGAAGGCAGCGAUGGAAUCAGCCAAGAAGAAGACGCACGUUCAGCGAGCGAGGGAACCGGAGGUGAAGAAGGAGGAGCUGGUGGAAGCGAAAGCCUCGCCCGUGGUCGACUUGAUGGAGACGGUGCCAGAAGACACAAGCAUCGUGCAAUGUCCGUGUGGCGCGAAGGAUGACGACGCGUACGAUGGACUUUGGAUCGCGUGCGAAAAGUGUGAGACGUGGAUGCACGCCAGGUGCGUUGGACUUUGUUCGAACCCGCAGCAAGAGCGACAUCUGAUGGGUUUGUCAUCCGAAGCGCUCGAGCGCAAGUUGCACGGCUUUACGUGCGGGAAGUGCAUCGCUGCGCACGCGAGCGCGACAGUGGACGUAACGUGCGGUGCGACGCUGGUGGUUUGUCCGUCGGCCAUCAUUGAGCAGUGGCGAGAUGAGAUUGAACUGCACGUACGUCCCGGAUCACUUAAAGUCAUUAUGUACGAGGGACAGUCGAGCAAGUGCGUCGCAGGAGGCACGAUGAAGGGUGUUUUUUCCGCGAAAGAACUCGCUGAAGCCGACAUAGUCUUCACGACGUACGACACGCUUCGUGCUGAGAUUGACAUCGACACCGCAAACGGGCAUGGUUUGGAAGGCGCUGAGCGAGCAAGGAGAUACAAACGAAAAUACGAAGUGGUCCCGACACCGCUCACGAGGUUGAAAUGGUGGCGUGUCGUGCUCGAUGAAGCACAGAUGGUCGAGUCAAGCGUUUCGAAAGCUGCAGUGAUGGUUCGUCGCCUUCCGGCGGUUCAUCGAUGGGCCGUCACGGGAACACCGAUCUCGCGAGGUCUCGGCGAUAUUUUCGGUCUUCUCACGUUUCUUAUGGUCUCGCCGUUCGAGCACGGCGAUUUCUGGUGGCGGCGCUUGAUUGAGAUCCCGUACGCAAACGGAGAUCCCAAAGCGCGCGAGUUACUUCACUCCCUUUUGAAGGGAUUGAUGUGGCGCAACUCACGAGCGGACAUGGAGAAACAGCUUGGGGUGCCGCCGCAGGGUGAAAUCACAACGAUGCUUCGCUCUAGCGCUGUAGAGCACCAUUGGUAUGCGAGGCAAUACUCUGACUGCGUAAAUAUCGCAAAGACGACAUUGAUGCGAUAUGGUCGGCAUACAGACGACGAGCAUAUCGAUCCGCGCCAAGCGGCAACCGUCAUGGGACCUCUGCUGCGCCUUCGUCAGGCGUGUGACCACCCACAAGCAGGAUCGCACGGUCUCGCCGGCGGCAUCAGAAGCGGUGCCAACGUGUUAACGAUGGAUCAAAUUUCCGAGAAGCUCAUAGAGCGAGCACGAGUCGAGACGGAGGAGGCGCAACGCCUCGUGGCGUUCACGCUCAACGCGCUCGCCGGAUUGGCGUGGAUAAACAAGGAUUUUCCUACGGUCAUCGCAAACUAUCGCGAAGUUCUCAAGCUCGAAGGCGACGGCCAGCAGAUCAACGUUAGAUUGGACGCGCUUCAACGUCUUCACGCACUGCACAAUCUCAGCUUGGCGAUGAACGCGGUGAAGGCGAACAAUGAACUUUUGAGGGGAAAGAAAAUUGCACCGACGAUGCGAGACGAAAGCUUAGAGAAAGAAGCUGAGGCAGAAAGGCGAAAGUACAUCGCGCAGCGCGCUGCUGGUAUCCACAUUGCGGCGAGUGAACUCGAAUUGUGGUGGGGGGUCGUCAUUGAUGAACUCAUAAAACCGCCAUCGGAAUCGGACUUGUCGAGGAAGGAAAAGGGAAACGCCGAAGGUGCGUUAGGUAAGGAUGUAACGGACGUCGAAGAUGACGAUGAUGAGCCAGACAUGCCCGAGGGAGCGUCGAAUCUUCUCGCGCGAGUUUAUCAAGCCUUUGACGGGCGAUGGCAAGAGAAGCAAGCUCCGUUCACUGAUGUCAACGGCCUGCGAUUCACCAUGCUCACGGAUUUGCAAAACAUUCAAGCAACGCGCAUGGAGGUUCACCAAGCGAUCAAUGACCUCGCGAAACGCACCAAGCAAGCCGACGAGGUGGAGGUUCGCUCAAUCGGCAUGUGUGAAAAGUGUCGCAAGGAUACAGAGUUUGCUGUUCCUGGCGUCCAGUGCAUGUUUUGCAAGUACGAACCUGUGCUGGAAAAGUUUGAGUCGAUGAUCUUCGGCGUGAGGCUUCGCGUGCAGAUGAAUCGGAAUGCAGGCGGAGCAAUCGAUUCCGACGAUGAUGAUGUGCCUGAGCCUGAUAAUUAUGUACCGCAAGUCACUCGCGCAGGCCGUGUCGCGGGCGAGCGACAGGAUGAUACCAAUCGUGGCGGUGCGAGCUCGGUCGAGACAGUACUACGUAUGAUUCUGCCUCAACAGUCAUGGUGGAAAGAUAAGUUUCCGGACAGCACCGCUUGGACUCAAUGCUACGAAGAAUCGAAGGCACACGUUGGCGCGCUCGAAGAGAUGCGGAAAGAGUUUUACAAGUUUUCGCAACUCAUCAUGAGGCAGCGAGAGGAAAUGGCUGCGCGAGACGAGCUCGACAUGUGCGUUCGAAGAAUCCGAACGCGAGAGGAGCACGAGCUGCCCUACCUAGAGGCCGCUCUGGAAACCGACGGGAACUCUCGGCCUCGUCGGCAAGUUGAUCCCAUCCCCGAAGGACUUCGCGCUUCAAUCAUCUUUCCUCACGACGUUUCCCCUUUGAGCGUGAAUUUUACGCAACAAAAGGCGGUGUGCGAGGUGGAUUUGCGUAAAUUCUCAUCUCAACUCAAGUACCUCAAGACGACGCUCCUCAACGAGAACGGGAACGAUGAGGCGAAAGAUAAAAGAAUGGAGUGUCCGAUCUGCAUACAGUCGUUCAGAGAUGCCACCGCGGAGGUAUGCGUGUUCCCGUGCGGUCAUCGAACGUGCGUGCAGUGUGCGCUCGAUUUAGUUCGUCGACGCGAGUCAGAGCGCGUCUCAUGCGUCACCUGUCGUGAACGCUCGUACAUCGAGGAAUUGAUGUACGUGAAUAACGCCAGUAAUCGAAGCGGGAUCAGUGGAAAGGACGACUACGCUCGUCGCGCUAAGCGAGGAGACAUCGGCUUUCUCACAGAUUUACUCGGGACCAACGACGAGAUGUUUUUCUCUGAAAGAAGCUGCUCAGUCAGCGGCAGCUGGGGGACGAAGAUCGAGGCCAUCGUUCGGCGGGUAAGAUUUAUUCUUGACACGGACGAAAGGACGAAGCUGAUCAUAUUCAGCGAGUGGGAUGACGUUCUCAAGGUUGUCGAAAAGGCGAUUGCCGCCAACCAAGUUCGCGCCAUGCGAGCAGAAUCGGGUCCAAAGUUUCGAGCAGCCGUGGACAGAUUCAAACACGACGGAACCGUGAGUGUGUUAUUGCUGCCGAUGAAGCGCGGUGCGCAAGGUUUGAACCUCACCGAGGCUCAGCACGUGUUGCUUCUCGAGCCUGUACUCGAUCCGGGAAUGGAGGCGCAAGCCAUCAAACGUGUCGAUCGAAUCGGGCAGACGCGACCGACUUGCGUUCACCGCUUCGUCAUACGAGAUACUGUCGAAGAGAACGUGCAAAAGUUCUCCACCGAGCGUUCGAACGCGAUGUGUGACGUAUCGAGCGAUUUAUCGAUACAUAAAAAGGGUAAGGAGGACGGGUUGACUCUCGGCGAAAUACGAGCUCUCCUCCUUCGUCCAACAGAGUUCGACGAUGCAAUGACGCAAACGCGCGCGGCUGCGCUGGGAGACGCUCAGGACCCAAUACACGUUGAUUGA
Molecule: messenger RNA, 4671 nt
Organism: Ostreococcus tauri
Lineage: Eukaryota; Viridiplantae; Chlorophyta; Mamiellophyceae; Mamiellales; Bathycoccaceae
Product: SNF2-related
Exons: 2
Coding region: 1-4671 (1556 amino acids)
Molecular function (GO): ATP binding; ATP-dependent chromatin remodeler activity
Source: RefSeq, a predicted model, not a curated record